This is a messenger RNA of Symbiodinium natans, 660 nucleotides long. The record is from the annotation of a GenBank genome assembly. Lineage: Eukaryota; Dinophyceae; Suessiales; Symbiodiniaceae.
AUGCUGGUUGAUGUGGCGCAGUCAGACCCCGACGUUGGCGUGAAUAACACCCCAGCAAAGGCAGGCCCAACGCAGCCAUCAACAGACAGCUUCGUGGCAGAGGAUGCGGGGCCAAGAGCAACGGCUUUGACUGCUUCUCCAGAUGUGCCGGAUGCCGCCAGAGCAUUUCAGGCCUUGUCAACAUCCACAGCCUCACCGAAGUUUAGCUUCGGCUCGCGCGCGAAGGCAAGCCAAAGCAGGCCCAGAGCUCCAGGUCCCGGAAGUUAUAUGGAUCCGAGCGCAGACUUUAACUCCAGGCACAAGAGGCUGCCCCGCUUUGGGUUUGGCACAGACACCCGACUGGUCAAAUUGGUGAAUCGAACGCCUGGUCCUGGCUCUUAUGCGGUUGCCAUGGUCCUGGGGAGCGAUUCCACGAAGAUUUCGUGUACGCCCCGAAGGGAGGCGGAGCCGAAGAAGCCUCGCCAGAAGGCACCAGGUCCAGGGGCCUACAACUUGCCAGACUCUAGGAGAGGCGGUCCAAAGGUCAGCAUCACUCCCAGGCGAGACUGGCGGAGCCAGGACAUCCCGGCGGAGACUCCUGGCCCUGGGGAGCGCAUGCAUAACAGAUCUUCUAGUGCUAUCCUGCUAUGUUCAUGUCGUGCUGUGCAACAUGGUGCCUAG